AUGGGUACCUACGACAAAUCUAUCAGCAGUGGCAGCUCCUCAUCAUCCAAACCACCGGAUCAGAUCGACAGCCUCUUAUCCGGUGCCGGGUACAAGGUCCGUUCAUCGGAGCUCCGGACAGUCGCCCAAAGUCUCGAACGACUCGAUAAUGUCUUGGUCAACAACUACCUGGAGAUCUCUCAUCAUCUUUCAAACGAUGCCAUUCACUACAACCCUUCGGAUCUUUUCUCUUGGGUCGACUCAUUACUCUCCGAAUUCAACCAACCUGUACCCAUGCCCGAUCAAUCAACUCUGUCGGAUCCAGCUUAUGUUAAUACUCUAGUGGUCCCUACUUUGGAUCCCACGGUGAAUGCUGGGGUGUGGACAGAGCACCAUGCAGCUCCGCAACACGGGAUACAACAACAGUUAACGGUGGUAACGGCGAUGGAAGAAGAUCCCGGCAUUCAAUUGGUCCACGUGUUGAUGACAUGUGCUGAUACUAUCCAACGUGGCGAGUUAUCAUUGGCUGGGACAUUAAUUGAGAAAUUACAGGAUUUGUUGACACGUGUAAAUACCGGAUUUGGCAUGGGAAAAGUCGCCGGCUACUUCAUCGAGGCCCUAAGCCGGCGGCUUUUUUCAACGCUGCUCUACACAAACCGCUCGGUUUAUGAGAGUGAAUUUUUGUAUCAUAAUUUCUAUGAAGCUUGCCCCUACUUAAAAUUUGCUCAUUUUACGGCAAAUCAAGCGAUAUUAGAAGCAUUUGACGGUCAUGAUUGUGUCCACGUCAUCGACUUUAGCUUUAUGCAAGGCUUACAAUGGCCAGCCUUAAUACAAGCCUUGGCCCUACGUUCUGGUGGGCCUCCUUUUCUCAGAUUAACCGGCAUUGGCCCACCAUCAUCCGACGGUCAUGAUUCGCUUAGUGAAGUCGGACUUCGGCUAGCUGAGUUGGCUCGGUUCAUGAAUGUUCGAUUUGUCUUCCGUGGUGUGGUGGCUUCACGGCUUGAUGACAUCAAGCCAUGUGAGUUACAAGUCAAUCCAAAUGAAGCCGUGGCUAUAAAUUCAAUAAUGCAGCUUCAUAGAUUACUCAAUUCAAAUUCAACCCAUAAUUCAUCAAUCGAUUUUGUUCUAGCAUGGAUUCGGAAUUUGAACCCAAUAAUCAUGACAGUGGUGGAGCAAGAGGCAAACCAUAACCAACCGGAGUUUUUUGACCGGUUCACUGCAGCUUUGUACUACUACUCAACACUAUUUGACUCACUUGAAGCUUGCUCGGCUCAGCCAGAGAAAGCCUUAGCCGAGAUGUAUAUACAGAGGGAGCUAUGUAAUGUGGUGUGUUGUGAAGGCUCGGCUAGGGUGGAGAGACAUGAGCCGCUGGCUACGUGGAGGGUUCGGCUAAGUGGAGCCGGCUUCAAGCCGUUGCAAUUAGGGUCUAAUGCAUUCAAACAAGCCAGUAUGUUGUUGACUCUGUUUUCAGCUGAGGGGUAUUGUGUGGAAGAGAAUGAAGGGUGUUUGACACUCGGCUGGCAUAACCGGCCUCUCAUUGCGGCUUCGGCUUGGCAAGCUGUGGCUGAGCCAAGGCCUCCACUUGAGCACUAA
Messenger RNA from Ilex paraguariensis (yerba mate), 1572 nucleotides. The record is from the annotation of a GenBank genome assembly. NCBI's taxonomy places the organism in Eukaryota, Viridiplantae, Streptophyta, Magnoliopsida, Aquifoliales, Aquifoliaceae.